GAUACAAGUAUACAAGUACGCGGGGAUUAUAAAUAUUGCUACAAUUACAGCUCACCCUCAUUCGAUAUUUCCGGCAGAAAGUAAGGGCGGAUGGACGCUUCAAGAAACGAACCCGGCACCGAGUCCAUGUUGUCGUGCCGGAGGAAGAGCAACUACGACCCCAAAACCGGGAUCUACCACUCCCUCAUUCAGCUCGAAGGAAGCCACAAAAUCCCUACUACGGCCAACCUUGACACAGCUACGUUUGUGUUAUCUCAGUUCCCGAGUCUAGACCAAUCCGACAUGAAGGUCGCGCUUAUAGACUCCACCACAAACCGCCGUCUCACUUACAGGGAACUCCGACGAUCAAUCCACUCGUUAGCAGCCGGGUUGUACCAAAGAUUCGGCGUCCGUAAGGGCGAUGUGAUCUUUGUUUUGUCAUCGAAUUCAAUCAUCUAUCCAACCAUAUGUUUAGCCAUACUCUUGGUCGGCGGAGUUCUUACAACGUCCAAUCCAAUCAACACAGAAUCUGAGAUAACCAAACAAGUACUCGAUUCCGGAGCCAAACUAGCUAUCGCUGCACCUGACGCGAUGCAUAAACUACUCUCGACUGGAAUUCCUACCAUCGUCACUACUCGUGAUCCGUUAAACAGCACUGAAGUCUCUGUGGAAGAAUUAAUCAAUUCAUGUGAUCAGUCCAUGGAGUUGCCGGAAAACAAACAGACUCAGUCAGACACGGCAGCCGUACUGUACUCGUCGGGGACGACAGGGACGAGCAAAGGUGUAAUACUAACACACGGGAAUCUUAUCUCUACGAUAACACUACUCAAAUGGGCUGCUGAAACAACAGCAGCCAAAGAUGAUAUUUUUCUGUGUUUUAUACCCAUGUUUCACAUCUACGGUUUAGUAUUUUUUGGCCUCGGAUUACUAUGUGCUAACACCACAACAGUGUUGAUGAAUCGAUUCGAAUUACAAGCCAUGUUAGAAGCAAUACAAACUCAUAAAGUCAAUAACAUUCCAGCAGUUCCUCCUGUUAUACUUGCAAUGGUGAAGUACAAUGGAGGUGGAUAUGACUUGUCGUCUUUGAGAAGUGUGGGUUCAGGUGCCGCACCCUUGAGCAAACACGUGGCUACUAGGUUCAGAGAAAAGUUCCCAUGGGUUGACCUAAAGCCUGGGUAUGGGCUGACCGAGAGCUGUGGGGCAGCUGCUUUCUUUGUUUCAAGUGAAGAAGCCAUAGCUCGGUCAGCCGCUUCAGGAGGUUUGUUUCCAAGUUUUUCUGCGAAGGUUGUUGAUUUCGAGUCAGGGAUUGCUCAACCUCCUUAUAGCGAAGGUGAGAUAUGGUUGAAGGGGCCGACUGUGAUGAAGGGUUAUUUAGGAAACGAGGCUGCAACUUCUGCAACCAUUGUUUCCGAUGGGUGGUUGAGGACCGGUGAUCUUGGUUACUUUGAUGAAGAUGGUUAUCUUUUCAUCGUUGAUAGGAUCAAGGAGCUCAUAAAACAUAAUGGGUAUCAGGUAGCUCCCGCAGAACUGGAAGCGAUACUACUAAAUCAUCCUCAUAUACUUGAUGCAGCAGUUAUUCCACUUGAAGAUGAAGAUGCAGGAGAGAUACCAAUGGCGUACAUAGUUAGGGCAUCUGGUUCGGAACUCACUGAAGAGCAAGUCAUGCAAUUUGUUGCUGGCCAGGUGGCUCCAUACAAGAAGAUCAAGAGAGUAGCUUUCAUAAACGAAAUACCAAAGUCGGCUGCUGGCAAGAUUCUGCGAAAAGAUCUAAUUGCUCAAAGUAAACAGACCGUUAAAUCCAAACUGUAACAAAUUAAGAUAAAAUGAUACAACCAUGCCCCAGCUGGUUCACGAUUAGCAGAUCAUAGAAUAUAUGUAAAUAUUUAGCUGAAUAUUAUUCGGUCGAAUAUCAAUGAAAUAAGCAAGGUGAAUGAUAAAACA
This is a messenger RNA of Lactuca sativa (garden lettuce), 1920 nucleotides long. RefSeq names its product putative CoA ligase CCL5. NCBI's taxonomy places the organism in Eukaryota, Viridiplantae, Streptophyta, Magnoliopsida, Asterales, Asteraceae. The record is from RefSeq and is a predicted model, not a curated record. Gene Ontology annotation, molecular function: CoA-ligase activity.